AUGACGGAUGGCGAACCCGAAGCUCUGCCUGCGCUGCUGAACGAAGCUUUGGUGGCCUUGGCAGAUCAGUGCAAAGUCCCGCCUGAUUAUCAUGGGAUUCUCGCGGGAUUUGAUGUCAGCCUUUUCGGCUGCAUUGCAGCUGAUUCCUCAGCUUUGGAUGAGGCGCUCAAGGAUCUACUCGAGGGCACCGUGGAACCGCCAUCCACUGCUCAGCGCCUGCUUCUGCUUUCUUCGCUACGACUGCUUUACGAGACUUGCCGUCAGCAGUCGUCAGCAUCCCGCCAGGGCAAGCGCCAAGAGGAGAACGACAUCACUUCGGGGUUGUCUACCUCGAGCUGGUCCGAACAGUUUCCCCCCAAGCUUUCAGGCGAACGUGUGAUGUCUCUUCAGAAACAGUUUCACGCCCGCUACCCGGGGGAGAUCUUAGAUCCCGACAAUUAUCCGUCGGCCAGGUUGCUAGCUUACGUGGCUAAGGUCAUUCAAAAAGGAGAGCUGCGGUGGAUCCCGUGGAAGAUCAGGAUGAGCCAGGCCCAACAAGACUCCCUGGCUUUGCGGCGCCCAGCUAAGGUGCCUCGGUUAGAAGAGCUGAUAUACGACGACGUUCCCCAGCGCGAGAUACCAGCUGGAGCAGUUGGCGCGAACUAUCUCUCGGGCAUCUUGGGCUUGGUUUCAGUGGCUGUAGCGAUGCUUCAGGGCGCGCACCUUGCCAGCCUUCGCAAGUUUGAGCGCAAGUUCAUCAAACUGGCGACGCAAAAAUGUGAGGCGGGCAUUCGCAAUCCGUUUGCUGAGGAAAUCAUGCAGGCAGAUCGUCAGCUAUGGUGCCAGAUGGCCGAUCUGGUCAAUCUUCAUGGCUGGUCCUUGGAUGAUGCUCUGACAGAGUACACGGAGAUCAGGGGGGACAUGGCUUCGUUACUGCAGUCCCGGGUGGCGGUGCCCAAAAAGUUCGCUAUCCCACCUGGUCUUCCAAGGCUUCCUGGGGGCAAAGGCAAGCAGAAGGGCGGCGGCAAAGGUCGAGGUGCGAACGGGGGUCAGUCUGGUCAAACUGGGGCAAAAUGGAUCACAAAGUUUGAGGACAAGGGUAAGACUCGUCUGCUGUGCCGGGACUACUCUUCGGCCAAGGGUUGCUCCUUCACGGAUUGCAAAUUCGAGCAUUUGUGUCCGGUCCCGCGCCCUGACGGCAGAUUCGAUGCCGCGGAGCUAGUGCAGACCAGCUCUCAGCAGGAUUUGGAUUGGGAGACAUGUCUAUCAGUUUUGCAACAGCACUGUCCAGGAUCAACUCAGUUGCUUCGGACAAAGGUUCUGCAGGGUGGCCGGAACCAUGCUAGCUACUUCAAUGCCGGUGUACGCUCGGGCUCUCUGGGCGGCCUGUGUCGCUUCACCUUGGAAAACCCCAAGUUGGUGGAGUAUGUAAACCUUUUCUUACAGUCAGUGUUCCCUGAUGGGACAUGGUCGAGUUUCUGCAUUUCGCACAACGAAUUCGCUCACAUUCAUUCGGAUUUCAAUGCGCCAGGCUCUUUGAAUCACUCUUGCAGCUUGGGGGCUUUCGACAAAGGGGGCCUCUGGAUCCAGGUCGCGGAUUCGGCAUUUCCGGAGCAUCCUCGGGUCCCUCCUACGGACGCUCAGGCUGAUCAAACUUUGCGCGGUUGCAUCUUCAACACUCGAAGGUCAGGGAUCUCUUUUGACGGGGCUCUACCACAUUGUUCGGAGCCUUGGACUGGGGACCGGUGGGUCCUGACAGCAUAUACUUCGGCCCAACUGCCGGGUGUAUCGGCUAGUGAGAUGCAGCAGCUGCGGGAUUUGCACUUUCCGCUGCCAGAUUCUUCUUGUCAAACGGCUGCUUCAGCAUUGUCUGGGGCAGGGAUUCUUCCGGCUCCACCUUCGGUUCUGGAUCUUUCCAAGGUGCGCGGGAACCUUUUCCUGGACUUGUUUGCGGGUCAUGCUCGGCCACUAUCGUCUGCCUUCUUGCAAGCUGGGGUUUCUGUUCUUUCGGUGGAUACAAUGUUGGCUUCGGAGCACGAUCUUCUGGAUGAUUCGGUUUUUGAACCUCUUUUGCGAUUGAGCUUUUCGGGAGCUGUCACCUCGGCUCAUGCGUCACCACCAUGCCGGGAGUAUUCCAGGUGCAAGCUUAUCCGGCCUGGUCCGAAGCCCUUGCGCACCCCAGAACAUUUGGCAGGGAUCCCAGGUCUUUCUUCUUCGGAUCAAGAGCGGGUGGCCGCCAGCCGGACUUUGAUGGAGCGGGCCGUCGAGCUUCUGCACGCCACCUACAAGGCUGGUGGGCAUUUUAGCCUUGAAAAUCCAGCAAACAGCAUGCUUUGGCUGGAAGAAGCGGUCCGCAUUCUGCUUCAGAAGGCCAAUGCCGAUGUGCUUGUGGUAGCGGCUUGCGCUUACGGUUGGGAUAUCUCGAAACGCUGGGCUUUCGCUACCUCUUUUCGGGAUAUGCAGCGAUUGGCCAAGGAUUGUUCACAUGCUGAGGGCUCUCAUCGUCCUGUUGCUGGGGUUCGGGAUGAGUCCGGUGGUUAUGCCUCUCAACAGACAUCUGAGUUCCCCGCGAAGCUCGCGGAGGCGUAUGUAUCGGCCGCUCUCCCACUGUUUUCGACAUGCGAAAAUCCUUUGGAUGUCCAGCUGUCUCAGCUAUAUCAGCUAAUCCCUGCUAAAGGUCGCUUCGACAUGCCUUUCGCACAUCAAGAUGGGGCUGGCAUCUACUCAGUCCCCGACUGGUCUUUCCCCCCGAAUGGGACUGUUGACAGACUUCAGCAGGUCAGGCAUGCUCUGACACAGAAGCUUUUUGAGUUGAAGGCCCCGAUUCGCUUGCGCGAACAUGUCCAGGCCAAGUCGGAUUCUCCAUUGUUCUCGGAGGGAGAGAUUGCAAGCUUUCGGGCCAUCUUUUCAGAGUUCUUGGUGGCCACGACAGGCCGUCCGGUGGACUGGUCUGUUCAACCUUUUCAGCCGUACACUCUCAAUGCACUUCAGCAACUGUCAGAGGCCUUGGAAGAUCCCGACGACACUCUGUUCGCUUGCCUCCAAUCAGGCGCUCCUACUGGUUACUUCAAGGACAUCCCGAGAAGCGGGGUGUUUGUUCCUGCGCCGGAGGCGACAACUUCGGAGGAGCAACCUUUGCUGGAGUGCCAAGAGAAUUGGAAAGGAGCUCGCGAGAAUCCAGAAACUCUGGAAUCCUUGAUACAAGAAGAACUGGAUAACGGCUACUUGGAGGAGGUAACUCUUGAGGAGGCUCGCUCCAGGUGGCCAGAGGUUGCCGUUGGGAAACUCAACGUUGUGAUCGUGCCGGACAAAAACCCUCGCUUGACGGUUGAUGAAACAAUUUCUGGCGUGAACCCGGCUUGCCACAUUCCGGAACGUUACAACUUGCCGGGCCUGGGCGACUUGCAAUCCAGCUAUCCUCUUCGAGGGCAGGUGUCCGAGCUUCGCUCCUUCAGUUUAGAUAUUAAGGCUGCGCACAAGUCCAUUCUCAUGCAGGAGCGGGACCCCUACUGGUGGCAGCGUCUUUCCGGUUUCUUUAUGCGAACAUGGCAUCUUCUGGUGUUCUUGGCUCACUUCAUGUCCAUGUACGUGGACGAUUUGAUCUUAGCCAUGGCCUCCGGUGCCUUGGACAUCUCAGCUUGUCUGCUUCUGGCUUUUGCAGCAGCUUUCGGUAUCAGGUUGUCUUGGCCUAAAUUACAAUUGGGUUCGGGCUGUCUUUGGAUAGGCUGGCAGUUAUCUUAUCGGGCUGGGACAGUUCGGGUUCCGCAGUCUAAACGGGAGAAAUUGCGCGGCCUACUGAAUCCCCUGCUGGUGGCGGGCCGAGUGGAGCUGAAGCUGAUCCAACAAGCUUUGGGCCUUCUUCAAUGGAUCACGCAACUUCACAAGGAGCUUCGUCCUUGGCUUUCUUCUUUGUACGAUGACAUUUCGCGGCCGCCGGGGACGUCCUUUUCCAUUGAGCCAUCUCGGUGGGGAUCGUUGGCUCCUUGCUUGUCAGAUGCGAUGGUUUUCAUCUCCACUCCAGCUGGCACGGCUAUCCCUGUGGGCUCUAAGCUGCUGAGUGCUCGGCACAUCGAACUGUGGAAGAAAUCGGAUUUGGCCAAAGUUCCGCUCACCUCCAAGCGGGUAUGGAUGAGGAUUGCGGCUCCUCAAUCUCGCUUUCGGCGCUUAUCUGUGCUGAGCAGGCGCCUUUUGCAAUUCUGGUUUGAUUGGUGCGGUUCACAUCAAUUUCACGAAUGUCUGAUGCUUCCUCAGCGCUCUCUUGAUGCUACCAUGGCUGCUGACGCUUGUGCUCAGGGUACUUCGAUCGGCAUUGGCGGCUUCAUCACGUUGCCGGGCUCGGAUUCCUUGUGGUUUUCCGAGCGCUUCGAUCUGGCCGACUUUAAGUACUUGGAACUUCCGCUGCACUCUGAAUCGCAGAAGGACAUCUCAUGCUGGGAAACAUUGGCUCAAGUGGGCCUCAUGCUUCUCUUUGGGCACCUGUGCCCAGGCGGGCGUAUGAGAAUCUGCGUACCAUCGUUCUGCGACAGUUCUGGUGCGGAGUCUAUAUGUGCGAAGCUUCUGACGACGAAGUCGCCUCUUUGUUUCUUUACCCAACUGGUCGCGAUGAUAAGCACUCGCAUGGGGAUCAGUCUGGAGGUGCAACACAUCGCGGGUGAACGUAACACUGAUGCUGAUUUCCUGUCCAGGUGGGAUGGUGUCAGCCCUUUGCCUGCACCAUGGAAUCCAGACUUCAGAUACCGCUUCACAGUCGCGGAUUUCUUCGAUCUACGUCAUGAUGUGCGGCUUUUCCCAGCCGAUGCCAAGCUGCUUUGGAAGCUGCCUCGAUGA
Messenger RNA from Symbiodinium sp. CCMP2592, 4806 nucleotides. Lineage: Eukaryota; Dinophyceae; Suessiales; Symbiodiniaceae. The record is from the annotation of a GenBank genome assembly.